AUGAAAAUCCUCGCUUUACACGGAAUUGAAGAGCUCGGCCCAAAUCACCAUGUUUCAUACCUGGACGGCUCAAUUCCUUCCAAACGAGGACCAGGCAUGCCCGCAUGGUCGGACGGACCUUUCCACUCAUAUAUCAGUGGCUAUGCCCCAGUUGAAAUCAGAAAGACUCUGGACGACGUCGACGCGUUCAUCUUGGAGAAUGGGCCAUUCGAUGGUGUCUUCGGAUUUAGCCAGGGAGCAGCAAUUGCGAUAACCUAUAUACUCGAUUAUCAGCGACGACUCCCAGAUUGCCAGCCCCCUUUCAGAUUCGCCGUCUUCUUCUCGCCUGUGGUUUCGUUCUUCCCAGACCCAGAAUAUUGCCGACAGGUCGUACAAACGCUGUUGGAAACCUGCUCAGACGACUUCAAGAACGACUUCCCCAUAGUAGACUGCAGUACACUUGUGCCUCCAGGACAGACAUUUGCAGGCUAUUUAUCCAAGAGUCUGCUAUCACUGGAGCAGGUUGGGUUUGGAAGGCAAGGAAUCGACGAUAGAUUCCUCGUGGAAGGCGACGAGGAGAGUGUGCCGAGGCCAGUCCACCCUCACCUCCUUGAAGACCGCAUCCACAUUCCAACCGUGCAUGUCAACGGGAAAAAAGACCAUAUGCUGUUCACUCACCAGGCUCAAGUCGCGCUUGGGCUGUGCUGCGACAACCUUGUGAGGGUUCACAAACAUUUCGGAGGACACGGCAUCCCUACCAAGAAGGCAGAUGUAAGGGCGAUAAUCUCGUCUAUUGAGUGGGCAAUGGAGCAGAGUAUACACAUGGAGGCAUUGGCACGUCUUUCGCAUAUCUAA
Molecule: messenger RNA, 834 nt
Organism: Thyridium curvatum
Lineage: Eukaryota; Fungi; Ascomycota; Sordariomycetes; Thyridiales; Thyridiaceae
Exons: 3
Coding region: 1-834 (277 amino acids)
Cellular component (GO): cytoplasm; nucleus
Source: RefSeq, a predicted model, not a curated record